AUGAAUAAGGAGGAGGAAGGCGCUAUUAUAAGCGAGACCCGCAUGAACCAAUUUGGCAUAUGCGCGGCUUUCGAAAAUGAAGGGUACAUAUCGAGCAUAGACAUGUUAAAUAACAUAGUAGCCGUAACCAAUACCAAAAAUAUUAUAAAGAUAUAUGAUAUAAGUGACAGAAAAGAAAUACUAAGUUGUAUCAUUGAAGAUAUAGUUAUAAAUGAUGUGAAAUUACUGAAGACCAAUUUAAAUGGUAACAAUAACUCGUGUGCACAUUUAGAAUUGAACGAGUGUUUAUUUACGGCAUAUGAAAAUCGAAAAAAAUGUAAAAUAUAUCAUUUUAACAUUCUGAAUAAAAAAAUAAUACAUAUAUUUGAAUUUUUUAGUGAAAUUGUUGACAAUAGUUUUUCAUUGCAUCCAAAUACUCAUAUAUUUAUUGUUACGUUAAGAAGUAAAGAAUUGUUAGUUUAUCAUAUAAAGGAGAAAACAAUGUUAUAUAAAACGGAUGUUCAAAAUGAAUAUUGUAUAGCUAGCUAUAACAAAACAGGAAUUAUAUAUGCCUAUACAGUUAAUGAAAAAAUUAUAUACUUAUGUAGCUGUUUUGGAGAUGACUAUAAUGAUGAAUAUUUUGCAAAUUUUGACAUUUCAAAAAUAACGAAUAAUGGCAAUUUUUGUACACAUAUUGACUUUUCUUUUGAUGAAAAAAAAAUGCUUAUUGCUACUAAGUUUAAUUACAUAUACACACUGGACGCAUACACAGGGGAUGUACUGUGUUCAUACAAUUUCAUGUACGAUAAUAGCCCGUUACUUAUUACUUAUAUAUCUUAUCCAAUUUAUUCGUUCGAUUCAAAUUAUGUUUUAUCAGGUGGGAAAGAUGGUCACCUGCAUAUCUGGGACGUAAAGGGGAAUUUCGUGUGCAAGAAAAAAAUUGGUAACAACGUUUUGUUUGUUAAGUGGGUGUAUAACAGAGUUGCAUUUAUAACAACGAGUAACUAUGUUUUAAUCUGGCAGAUACCUAAAAAGGAUUAA
Molecule: messenger RNA, 1020 nt
Organism: Plasmodium malariae
Lineage: Eukaryota; Apicomplexa; Aconoidasida; Haemosporida; Plasmodiidae
Product: WD repeat-containing protein, putative
Exons: 4
Coding region: 1-1020 (339 amino acids)
Cellular component (GO): Set1C/COMPASS complex
Molecular function (GO): chromatin binding; protein binding
Source: RefSeq, a predicted model, not a curated record